Molecule: messenger RNA, 1573 nt
Organism: Daucus carota subsp. sativus
Lineage: Eukaryota; Viridiplantae; Streptophyta; Magnoliopsida; Apiales; Apiaceae
Exons: 5
Coding region: 329-1504 (391 amino acids)
Cellular component (GO): membrane
Molecular function (GO): starch binding
Source: RefSeq, a predicted model, not a curated record
UCGAGGGUCCGAAUGACCGGAUCCGAAAAGAGGUUCCGUUAGAAGCAACAUAAAACAAAGCGAGUCAAAUGACACCUGCUUCUUGAUCCGCUACUUUAUAGUCUACUACACACACUCAAACAUAUAUUUACGAUUUACCCACAUGCUCCCCAGUCCAUUUCUCUUUAUAUACACUCCCCAGGCCACAAACUUCAGAUAUACCAUCACUACAUUACAAAAUACCCAUUUCAUAUAAUCCUCCUCUGCUCACUCUCUUCUCUGUUCUUAUUCACACUCUCCCUGUGUGUUCAGUGUGUGAAAUUUUUUGAGAAAAUACAAGUAAAAAAAGAUGGAAGCUUUGAGGGGCUCAGCUUCUUUAUCACCAUCACUCAAGUUGUUUUCAGAAAAGUUUUGUGCAGAUGAAGGGCUUUUCAACAAAAGAAAAGAACCACUUCCCUUGAGGCCAUCCUCUUUUCUUCCUAAAUAUGUUGGUAGUCUUAGUUUCUCAGUAUCUAAGCCUCUCUACCAGAGAAGACCUAUCUCUAUGUCAUCCUCAGACACACAGAUGAAGUUAGACCUCCAGGAUGAAGAAGAAACAAAGGCUUCUGAUAUGACAAAUCAGUCGAAAACUGUUCGUGUCAGAUUCCAGCUGCAAAGAGAAUGUGCAUUUGGCCAGCAGUUCCACAUUGUCGGAGACGAUCCGGUCCUCGGACAAUGGGAUCCGUCAGGCGCCGUACCAUUCAACUGGUCAGAUGGACACGUGUGGACAACGACAGAGCUGGAUGUUCCCAUAGAAAAAUGUAUCAGGUUCAAGAUCAUACUGAAAGAAGGCCCUGAAAAUAUCAUAUGGCAACCUGGACCAGACCGAAUUCUUCAGACAUGGGAGACAGAGAAAACGCUUACUAUUUGUGAAGAUUGGGAUAGUGCUGAUUGUCAGAAGAUCUCAGACGAGGAAUCGACCUUUAAACAAAUUGAAGAGUCUAUCAUUAAUGCAGAAGAAAUUACUGAGCCAAACAAAGAAGUUCACAUUGAUGAAAGUAACACAAUACCUGGUAGAGGACUGGUUACCGAUGUAAAGGAAAGUCCUGUUGCUCUUUCAGACGAAGAUAUAAGUAGGCUUAUGCUCGGACCUAAUGGCGGCAAGAUGAAUGUUGAAGAUUCAAAACUCACUACAGAUGAGUCGUUAUCAGCGAAAGGACUGCCUCUUCUGGUACCAGGCCUGGAACCACUGCCGACAACUCUACCUGAAGAGAAACUCAUGAAUGAAGUUGAUAACAAAAUCUUUGCUGAUGCAACAAUGGAAGCUGAAAAUAUUAAGGAGCUUAAUAUACCAGAGUUAAAAUCCGAGCAAGUUAUAGAUAUUGACUACCAAGAGCAGCACCAACAUGUUGAGGUUGAAAAUCCGCGAUUUGCUGAAGAUGAAGGUGAGCGGAAUUCCAAGUCAUAUGAUCUCGUCUUGGAAAACAAUGAUCGAUGGGGUCUAAGCAGUCUGCAAAAACUCUUUGCUAACUUCCUCUUUGAGUAAGAUCGACAGAUAAUAACAACCGGGGAAAUCCAUGUGCCAUAAACAGAGAACAGCUGGUGUUCUGGGACA